Molecule: messenger RNA, 3781 nt
Organism: Phycodurus eques (leafy seadragon)
Lineage: Eukaryota; Metazoa; Chordata; Actinopteri; Syngnathiformes; Syngnathidae
Product: SH3 and cysteine-rich domain-containing protein 2-like
Exons: 11
Coding region: 227-1540 (437 amino acids)
Biological process (GO): positive regulation of voltage-gated calcium channel activity; skeletal muscle contraction; positive regulation of protein localization to plasma membrane
Cellular component (GO): extrinsic component of cytoplasmic side of plasma membrane
Molecular function (GO): protein binding
Source: RefSeq, a predicted model, not a curated record
GUUUCGUGCCGCGGUUGUAAGAUCCUUGGCCAAUCGGGCGUCUCGCACGCACGAGUGGGCGUGGCUCGCGUCCACUGACAGCUUUUUACGCGCGCCGUACGUGCUAACCAAAAAAGGCUCACCUCAUCACGGUACAACACGAGACACCACUAUUUUUCAACAACGCACGCAAGUGACAUUUUGCAGAUUUAAUUUCAUUUGAUUUGUUUAUUUUUAGUUGGCCGUUAUGACAGAGAUCAAUGAGAUGGCGAGCGACUCUCAGUUUCAACUCACCAGCCAGCCGCUGCCGUCCAAGCUGCAGAGGCUGAAGCGCUCGCUGUCGUUCAUGCGCAGUAAGAGCGUGGAGAACUUCUUCCAGCGAUCCGACAGCGACGCCCGCCUACCCCCGGAGUUCAUAACGGAGCCCGCGCCGCCGUCGCCACCGCCCCUGGAGCUGGUGCCGGCGGGCUCGCCUGUCGCCGGCUCGCAGCUCUCGCCAUCGCUGUCGCCGUCCGUCAGCCCCAACCCUUCCGUCGCCUCCCACUCGCCCUCGCUCAGACUGUCCCCGUCGCUGCCCCCCAAGCCCCCCCAUAUCACACACUGCUUCCACAACCACGUCUUUCGCAAGCCCACCAACUGCCAGCUCUGCAAGCACAUGAUCCUCGGAAACUCCAAACAGGCUCUGCGGUGUAAAACGUGCAAACUGGCGGCUCACCUGUGGUGCACCUCGGAACUCUCGCAGCAGCCGUGUCACGGGAAGUCGGGCGCCUUCAAGCGAAACUUCAGCUCCCCCAUGCUCGUCAGCGAACAACUGGCCGUCGUCAAGGAAGUACAGACUAAUCAAGAGGCGGUGCGGGCACGUACGGACCCGGUGUACGCCGCCUUGCGCUACGGGACGUCGCUGGCGCAGAUGAGCCGCUCCAGUUUCGGCAGCAUGUCGGAGUCGCCGACGCACAGCCCGGGUGAGGCGUGUGAGGAGAGGCAGGGGAGACAGUGCAGCAUGGAGGAAGAUGUCCCUCAAGAGACAGGAGAUUCUGUUGCCGCUGACAAUGAGGUGGAGAACGAAGAGGACGACGAGAGUGGCGGCCAAGCUGAGACGCCCGCUGAGGUGUGUGUGCGUGCGUGCGUGCGUGCGUGCACGUGCGUCCGUGUCUCACGCUGUGGUUCCUGUGUCCAGGUGCCCCCCAAACGCAUCGAGGUACACCCUAUCCACACUUAUGUGGCGCUCUACAGUUUUCUGCCUCAGGAACACAACGAUCUGGAACUACACCCCGGUGAUCGGGUACAAGUCACAGACGACUCCAACGAGGAGUGGUGGAAGGGCAAGAGCGGCGACAGGGUGGGCUUUUUCCCGGCCAACUUCGUGCAGCGGGUGCGUCCCGGCGAGAGAGUGUGGCGCGUCAUCCAGGGAACGACCGCCGGCAGCCGGGAGAGAGGACACAUGGUGGUCAAGGAGGCGCAGAUCUGCGUGGGCAAGCGUGAGGACGGCGACACCUUGGUGAAGCUGAGCAGCGGCAAGAAGCGAGGCCUGGUUCCCGCACAUUCCAUCGAGGAGAUCUGAGCUUCGCCGACAUUGUCAUUACCUUCUCCUGUCUUCUUCUUCUUCGUUCUGCGCUGAACAGAUGAAGCGGACCGUGAAAUACUAUUCGCCGAGUCUCCUCACUGUCAGUCUUUACGGAUAACAAAAUUGAAAAAAUUGACACGCUUCCUUCUUCCACUUUCCCACAUGUGGAAAAAGUCAGUGUUUGAAAUUGAACAGGAAGUUGGACAUUUCGCUUCGAAGCAGCAAUUCUGGCUCCAAAUGAGCCUCAAUCGGAGGCAAAUAUCCUAUAGACCAGUUUACACCAAGUACCACCAUGAUGAAAAAAAAAUAAAUAAAUACUGAUCUGUCCAAGUACCACCAUGAUGAUUAACAUUAUAAUGAAAUAGGUUUCAGUCUUAAAAAGUGCGUUCAAUAUUAUUUUCAGCUACUGUUACACUGUGCACAGUUUAAACAAACACUGCGCUUCACUGAUAAAUGCACUUAUAUAAUGAUUCAAUUCAAAUGUAUUGCACAUUAAAAUUACAUAUAAAUAAAUGUUAAAAGCAAACAGUUCCCUCAAGAUUAAAUCCCAAAUGUAUGGAAGUUAAAAGUUAAAUACAACUGAACUGUGGUUAGCAAGUGAUUCUUUGACAUAGUUGGGAGCCCUCGUAUCACUCGUGGCACCGCGCUUGAGAAUCAUUGUCCUUGACCUCAAAUUUUGUCAAUCAUGUCGAGGUUCAUGGAAAAGGACACGCGACAGCCUGUUCAUCGCUUCUUGCAGCUCGUAUUAUACAGUAUUAAUUAGGGCCCGAUUAAUUUAAAGAUAUACCAUGAAUGAAAUCACCAAGCAGAACAUUUGACUGUUACAAGCAGAACAUUUGACUGUUUUACAAUUCUUUAUAACGGAUAACUUUAUAACGGAGCAAAAAAUUGGCCAAUGGGUCGGGUCCUAAUAUUAAUAUAGAUUUAUAGUAGACUUUACACCCAUUUUAUCGGGCUGAUCGGUAUCGGCCGAUAUUUAGCAUUUUAUGCUGAUCGGCUUUAAUGUCAUAAUUCGCCGAUCCGAUCCUCCGCAAAAGACAUUUACUCCGCGUCGCCGCGUGCGCAGUAUAUUUUAAUCCAAAAGCUAGUUUAUUUUUAGCCUUGUUGCAUGUCUUUUGACGUAGUAUUGGAAAUACCUGACGGCCAAUAAAGUUAUAUAAAAAAAAAAUUAAAAAAAACAUGUCGGCAUAGACAACACGUCUGAGACAGACAACACGCAAUGCCCGGAUCAGACUACAAGCCAAAUUUGCUCUUUCACGAUUGCACUGUCAGACCACUGCAAUAAUAUCUUGUAUUCCGAUACCACCGCAUCCCGUUUUUUUACGAUCAUUGGGCUUGUCAACUCAAAUGCGACCGGAUACACUCGUUAUCGAUGCGACAACAACAAGAGCGGAGCGCACCGACGGUAUUAUAAGGACAAAAUGGGGGGGAAAUGUGUGUUGGUGGUCACCGGUGCUCAGGACAGGAGAGGACGUUCGUUUAAGGCUUGAUACAUUAAUUACUGUAUUUACUUGCUGCCAUCUAAUAGAAGACCAUUCAUUUGUUCUGUCUGUCACGAUGCCUCGCUGGCAUAAAAAGAGGAACAAAGAUACAUUAUUUAUUGUAAAUAUAAUUUUUGGAGGAAUUAAGUACCCAAGUAUGUACAGUAAAUGAACAGGUCAUUUAAAUAAGACACAUUCCUCCAUCUUGUGAUCGGUUAUCGGUUUUUUAAACUCGCUGAUCGGCUCCAAAAAUCUUGAUCGUGUACAACCUAAUUCAUAGAGGUAAAGUUAGACUUUUGAGGGAGUUGUUCAGGCGAAAAGCCAUUUAGUCCAAUAUUUCCAUGCAAAGGAUGGAACAGUGCGCUCUGCAUUGGUAUUUGUAUGAGCUGAAGAAGACGUGUGUGUUGAAGCGUUCGGUCAGACGGCGUGUGUGCCGACCCUCUGAGUCACCACUGAUCCAAAGUCACCUCCCGUCUGGCUCGCCGGUCCCCCCCCCCCCCCGUAAAGGACACCUCUCUUCCGUCCCUGCGUGAGGCCGCCGCAGAGUUGACGCCUCCUCUCAAAGCAGAGAUCCUUUCAUCCUCAGCAUAGCUUGGCGAGCUUUUGCCCCUUAGACGUGCUGGUUGUUAUAGUCCAAUGUACUGUGAAGACAUGAACACAACUGGAUUUAGCCCCGCUUGGAAACACUAGCAUUUGAAACACAAAUGUUUUAUCAUUUUUUUCUUCAUGUCCCUCAAUAAAAUGUCUUUUAAAACUU